UUCUUAGACAUUUUGCUGUAAUGUGCUAAGUAAUAUUAAGGAAAAUUGCAUAUUUUUAGAGAUUAUGUAUCUUGAUGUAAUUUGGAGAAAUUACUUUGAUAUAUAAGUUAUUGUGGACUGUGUGGUCGUAUCACUUAUGGUACAGCAGUACCAUCAUGCAUCAGCCAUUGAUACAUUAUACACGUUUUACAUUUUAAGAAAAUUUUGAUGAGUACAAAUGGUGGGAGUGUCAAUAUCAAGAUUUUAUACAAGUUGUGUGAAAAAUUUAUGACAACAAGAGUAAAAAUUGGCUCUCAAUAUAGUCUACCGGUUACAAUCAGGAAAUGAAUGUAUGUCAUAAUAUAGACAAGUAAAAGCCACUUUUGGCUUUAGGGAAAAUUAACUGUGAUUAAUUAAUUAACUAGUGAGCAUUUGAAAGGAACAUGCCAAAACAUCGAAGAUUAUCUACAACACGCGGUCAAACCGCUCUGUGCAACAGAUUAUGUAACAAAUCACAAGCUCACGAAAAUGUUAUACCACUACAAAGAAAAUCUACAAGUGUAUUAAGUUUCAAAAAAUCAACGCAACAGCUUCCCAGGGCACUACGGCGCAAGGAUUUAAAAUCCUUGACAUAUUUAAACAGUGCUUACAAUGAACCAAAUAAAGCCGUAACUUUAAAGUCAUGUAUUUCGUCCCAAAAACAAAAUGACAAGAUUAAAAUGAAAGUUAAAUUUUAUAUUAAAAAGACCGAUAAUAAUCAGUCUUACUGCGCCAGUGCAACAAAAUCCGACCAUGACUUUGAUAAGAGCAUUACGAAAAGAAAAAAAGAAACCCCAAAACUGCACUCAGCAUACGCAACGCUGCACAGCAAUAAAAUAGAAUUUAAUGGAACCAAAGACAUGGCAGGUGAUAAUAACCGUUUAAAAAUAAAUGUAAAGCCAAAAAAGUCUUUUGAAGCAAGUGGACAGAAAUCAAUAAUGAAUACUUUGUUUUUGAAAAGAAACAUUGCCAGUAAAUUAAAAAAUAUAAUUAUUGAAAAAUCUAAGCAAUUUUCUGAUACCAGCUUAAAACGUAGGAGGAAUUCAUUAAAGUUAAGAUUCUGCAAUAGCUACUCGUCGAUCGUAGAUUAUGAUAAAUUUGAACACAAUGUGAAAACAAAUGUGACAAGAAAGCAGAUCAUUAGUAAAACUUCAAAGAAAACGAUUAUUAAGCAAAAUAAAGUUACGAGUGACAAAUGUAGACAUCUGUCGUCAAGGAGUGAAACCACCCAUAAGACAAAUGCUAAAUCAAAUGAACCUCACGGAAAUACAAGUUGUACUCCAAGUAAAAUGUCAAUUUCAACUAUAUUUAAAAACAUUAACCUGACUAGCCAACUAAAUUUAAGAAAACCCUUACCCACGCCAAAGCGAGAUUACAGGAGUUCUGAAACCACGAAAAGUGCUUUAUCAGCGGUACUUUAUCACGAUUUUUCUACUACUGGUAAAAAAUUUAAAUUAUGGAGAAAUCACGAUAAUUAUAAAAAGCGACGUUCUUUAUCAAUUAGAUUUGGUAAGCAAACUUCAAAACAAGGUCUCAAAUAUUUUAAUGAAAUACAAAACGCAAAAAGAAUAAUUAAUACACCUAAAGCGAGUCAGGAAUCGGAAGAUCUUAAUAUUAAUAAAAUUAAUGUUUUAUCUAAUAAGAAACUAAAACGAAAGCGAGGGCUGAAACAUUUAUUUGAAAGGACUAAAUCCCAAAAAAUAAAUAAUCUGGUAAAAUCUGAAAAAGAAAAACAAGUUUCAAAUAAUGCAACUCUGCCUACAUAUGAAUAUGGUAAUAGCGGUGUGAACUUUAUUGAGAGUCAAAAUAGUGCAUUGGAUUUUAGAUACGCAAAAAACAAUAAUUGUAAUAAAGACUUAUCAAGUGAAAACAUGGAUGAAUUUUCAAAGAAUUUUAAGCAAAAUAAAGUUCUUACUAAUACAACAAUUGAGAAAGAAUUUUCAAAUUCGACGAAACGACAAAUCAAUCCUGUGACAAAACUGAACAAAAUAAACAAUAGUGCUAAUAAUUCAAUGGAAAAUUCUUCGAACUUGCGUGUUACGAAUAAAUUAUCUAACAGAAUUUUUACAUUCAAUAAAUGUUAUGACAAAUAUAAAAGUAUUAGUUUGUUAUUUAGGCGCCAACCAGAAUACACUUUACAAAAAAAAAAUAAACAAACGCAGAUUAAGAAAUGUUCAUCGAGAACAAACGAAAAUCCAUUGUUAAACAAUUUCUUUCAACCACUGAAACACACAUUGAAAUCAAAACCUAGUGACAGCAAAGUAAAAGAAUCAAUAGUAAUUUCCAAUAACACAAUAACACUUAGACCUGAACGUUCCCAAAAUUCUCAUUUAUCAAUAAUAAAAGAAACUCAAUCUAUCGUAUCAUCUAAAAUUAAUCAAAAUUGCGCAAUAUGUGAUGAGAACUGUAAAUGUCCUUUAAUUAAAAAUUCACAAAAUGAAGUUAAGAGACCGGACAACUGUUGUAUUGUUGAGCUAUAUAAGAUAAACAGCAAUAAUCAGCUAGACGCUAAAAAUUCAAUGAAUGUGAGUGAUCGACACAUAUAUAAUUUAAAGGAUACAGCUAAACAAAAAGAAACAUAUCCUACAUUAAACCAAAGAGAAAAGUUGUUGAAAGAACAAAUGUCAUCAAACACAAACCAAUCCAAACAUUUAAAAGAACAUGUAAAAAUAUCGAAGAAAAUGAAUAAAACCCAAGAUAAAGUAGAUCAAAAUUGUCAAAGUGAAACAAUAACAAUAGCAACAAUGAAUAAAGCAAUCGAAGUGCUAUCGAAUAAAGACAAUACAGCUUUAAGCAAAGAAAAGAAUAAUUUUUUCCAACAUCAUAUAUACCAAGGUCUUCUUAUAUCUCGAAAGUGUAGACAGUGGUAUCUAGCAAAAAUGAGAGCUGUGGAUAAGGCAGAACAUUUACACCGAAGUAAAAAAACUGCGAUAGUAAAUAAAUGUGAAUUUAAUCAAAUAGAAGAAGAGCCCAAACCUGAAGGUCUAACACUAAAAGUAAAUCCUCAACCAAUACCUAAGGAGUGUAUUCCGACAUUUUUAGAUAAGCCCAAACAAUUAAAAGAUGUUAUGAAGACUCCGUUGCCUUCUAGUUGCAAACUAGAUCUUGAUUAUUCAAAAAAUAAACCUGGCGUAUCAUUACAUUCUAGGAGAAAGAGUACUUGUGAUCAGCAACGUCUGUCAAGUAGUAACAAAGAACAGGAUAUUUGCCAAAAAUGUGAUAGGCCCCUCUCUGAAUGUGUGUGCAAAGAUAAAGAGCAAGCCGACAAUAAAAUAGAUUCUAAACGUAAAGUUUGUCCAGGCAUUAAACCAAAACCAUACGAUCCUUGUCCAGAUAUUAAACCAAUUGAUCCUUGUCCAGGCAUUAUACCAAAAUCAUUAGAUCCUCGUCAAGACACUAAAUCAAAACCAUUAGAACCUUGUCAAAGUAAUAUACCAAAACCAUUAGAUCCUUGUCCUGCACGUGAAGAUAAACAAAAGGACAAACAGAAAGAUAAACAGAAAGACAAACAGAAAGACAAACAGAAAGACAAACAGAAAGAUAAACAGGAAGACAAACAGAAAGAAAAACAGAAAGACAAACAAAAAGAUAAACAGAAACCUUCUCGAAAAUCAACCAGCGCCGAUAAAAAUCUUGAUAAAAAAAGAAAGAAAGAUAAAGAAAAGCCAUGUAAAUCACAAAUUAAACGUAAGUCAUCAAGUCAUAGUCUUAUAUGUAGUGAUAAGGAACAACACACUGUUUCCAAAUCUAGAAGAAUGUCUUCUAUAAAAAAGUAUUUCCGGAAAUCAAAACCAACUUGUGAUCCAGAUUGUAAGAACCUUUCUAAAGUAAAGACUAAAGAUAAAUCAUCAAAACAGAGUAUAAGCGACAAAUGUAAAGAUCCAAAACGAAGUUCUUCAAAAUACGAUGUUAACAAACGACAAAAGAGUGAUAAAUAUAAAGAUCCAAAACGAAGUUCUUCAAAAUACGAUGUUAACAAACGACAAAAGAGUGACAAAUGUAAAGAUCCAAAACCUAGUCCUUCACAAUACGAUGUUGAGAAACGACAAAAGAGCGACAAAUGUAAAGAUCCAAAACCUAGUCCUUCAAAAUACGACGUUGCCAAACGACAAAAGAGUGAGAAAUGUAAGGAUCCAAAACGUAGUCUUUCAAGAUACGAUGUUGACAAACGACAAAAGAGUGAGAAAUGUAAAGAUCCAAAACGUAGUCCUUCAAGAUACGAUGUUGACAAACGACAGAUAAGUGACAAAUACAAAGAUCCGACCUCAAUUAGUGGAAUUCUCCAAAAAAAGGGACUACUUCAAGAUUCAGAUACAGAUUCAGAUUCAAAUUCAGAUUCAGGCUCAGGUUCAGAUUCAGGUUCUAAUUCUAAUUCUAGCUCAAGUUCAAUUUCAAGUCCAAGUUCAAGUUCAAGUUCAAGUUCAUAUUGUAAGCGACCCAAAAACCGUAAACCAUCAAAUCCUAAUCUUAGAGAUGGAGAUACAAAGUCAUGCCGUAAUAAUAAAGUUCAACAUAAAAAUGUAAUUAGGCAUGAUUUUGGUAAUAAGAAUCAUUCUAAAACAUUCAAUAAAUGUAAAUCAUCAAAUCAUAGUCUAUCAAGUGAACGUAACAAACGUCUUCCUAAAUCAAGUAUGUCAAAUUCUACAGUUGGAAAUCUCAAAAAAAAAACAAAAAAAUGUGAUACCUAUGAUAAAGACCAUUACAAAUUACCCAUUAAACGUAAAUCAUCAAAUCGUAGUAUAGGAAGUGGAGACAAAAAACAAAAUAUUUGUCCCAAAUCCAAAAAACCGGCGCCCGUAUAUGCACAUCAUCUUAUAAAAGAAUCCAAUCGUGCUUUUGAUCGCGAGAGUCGUUCUAAUUUACAAACUAAACUUAAACCACCAAAUAUUAAAAAUGGGAAAUAUAUUUCUUCUGAAUCUAUAAAACUAACACCUACACGUAGACAUUCCAUGAAACACGUAACUUCUAUCGCUAAACAACCCAUUUCAUCAAAAAGCAAUCAAACAUUGUCGGACAAAAAUCAGGUCACUCCCACUGGCGAAAAUUUUUUACAAAAUAAAAUGAAAGCCUGUAAGUGUUACCUAAAACGUAAAUUUAUUAGACAGAGAAAUUCAAAAAAUAAAUAUCGGUGUCUUUGCUGUAUAUGUAAUAAAAAGUUUUCCAAAUGUGACUGUCUAAAAAAUUUACAAAAUCUUCAAGAUCUGAAUGAAAGAGAUGCAGUCUAUGUAACAAAUAAAAUUCAGAGUAUUUAUAAAAACACACCUUUUCAAAAUAAAUCACAAAAUUCUAUGGAAUCUAUUUCAAAUCCGAGUAAAAGUAAAGACACAAAUAAAAAACAUAAUGAAGAAAAUAUAAAAUGUUUGAUUUGUAAAGGACUCCUUCGUAAAUGUGAUUGUUUUUUCAAAAAACAACUUAAAGCUAAAUCAUUAACUACCAACUACUUUAUAGAGGAAAAUAGAAAGAACUCCCAAGAAUAUAAUAAAGCUUAUUCCGAAGGUUCAUUUAUCUCAAACCAAUAUAAAAGAGGUAGUUAUUUUGAACGUUUCCGGCGCAAACCAUCGGAAAAUAUAAAACAUAUUCUUACACAAGAAUUUGAACGCCGAAUACUAAAAAACAAUCAAAAUCAACAACUAAACGAUCAGAUUACAAAUAAAAAACCUGGUUCGAAACGAUUUUUUGAUAUAGGCCACCGUAAAAAAUCUGACGUUUUAAAUAAAGAUAUACGUAACUAUAUAGAACUUCUAGCUCAAAGAAUUGAAAGUGAUUUGUUAUUUAACGUCGAACAAAAUAACAAUGAACAAUAUAUACAAUCCCUACGAACUCAAAGUUCUCAAAAUGAGAGUAAACAAUACAGUCCUGGAAAAUCUGACAAAUCAAUUUCUAAACGUUCAUACCCUAGUUUACAAAAAACUCGACGGGGUCAUAUCUACAAAAUAAUAAACGACCAUUUAUGUUUUCUUGUCCAAACAAUUGAAACAAAAUGUUUAGAUCGUCUUCAACAAAACGAAAAUAAAAACUCUGAGAAUAAAAAUACAGACCUAAGUAGUAAAAUCGGAAUCUCAAAUACUAAUAAAUCAGCAUGCGAGUGUAUUAAUAAUAACGCUAGGGGAACAAAACCAAUUGAUAAAACUUUGCAAAAAGCUGGAAAUACUAACAAAUCACCAUGCGGAGAUAUCAAAAGUGAAGCUAUUAUAACUAAAUCAAUAGAUAACCAACGGGAUAAAGCUUUGCGAAAAUCUGGAUUUUGCUGUCGAAAAAAUUUAAAUGAGCAAAAGAAGACACUUGAACAACCCGGUCAAGAUACUACACAUGCAACGGAAAAAAAACAAUUACCUUGUUUUAGUAACGAAGCUUUGUCGAAGAAAGAAGAAUGUGAAGGUUUUUUAGCAAACUUAAUGAAACGUGGCCUAAGUCUUUGUGCCGCAAAAAAGAAUAAUGAAACACCGAGCAAAUCACAUGUUAAGCGUAGAAAUCUAAGUUAUCGUCGCUUAAGUAAAUUAAAAAUGAAACCAUCAACUCAGAAGAAAGAUGAAAUAACGGAUAUGGAUACAAAUUCCAACGGUGAAGAAUUAAGUAAAGGUUUCAAUAAGUGUAAAAAGAAACCUUCAGAUAUUACACACAAAAUGAGUAAAGAAAAUCUAAAAGACCGUAAAAACGAAGGCUUCCAGGUUACACCAAAUGAAUUAAAGAAAACUAGAGGUAUACGUUUCACAUAUCGGCCAGGGCCACGCGGCAAAGGAAAACCUACUAUCCCGAGUGAUGUAAAUUGUAAUAAGGUUGGUUUACGAGUAGAAUCAAAACAUUGGUUGCUAGAAAAUCAACACAAACAAACUAAAUCAAAAGGAAUUAAUAUUCGGACUCGUUUAAAUAAAAAUAAAAAGACAAAGACAAAGAAGAAAAAGCUGAAGAUAAAGAUAAAGAAAAAGAAAAAAAAACCGAAACGUCAAAAACCAAGUAAAUUUAAGAAACUAAUGAAGAAAGAAGCAGACAGGCAAUCAAAGAGACUACAGAAGAGACUUAGAAAAAGAUUAAAAAAGCAAUUAAGAGCAAAAUCAUGCAAAGGGAUGUCAAAACGCUUGAGAAAAUUUAUUAGAAAACUAGACGUGGAAUGUGACCUAAACAAAUAUGCAUUAAAGCACAGGCCACUUCCUUUCGCUCGUAAACCUAGUCUUUGUACCGCUUUUAAACAGGCUGUGAGCUUUGUACUUGUUGGCGUCGCUGCAAUGACCUGGAUUCCAUUCUUUAUUUUAUUCACUGUUUUUAGAUGUUUACUCUGUUGGUAAUAAAAAAAAAUUAUGACAAUUGGAUUUAACUGAACAUGAACAAGGAAAAAUCAGACCACACAGGAAAAUAUCAGAUAAAGUACAGACUCCAUACUACGCCGAGAAUAAAGAAAUCGAAUGAGCCAGCAUCAUUAUCAUUAUCCCCACCCAGUAGACAUCCAAUAGAAAUCCGCACGCUUGGUAGGUAGUUCGAGAUUUGCAGUUACGGAACCGAUGCUGCUACCUACAAUAUCGAUUUCUAUAAUUAUUUUUUUAUGUCGGCAAAUGAGCAGGCCGAUCACCUGAUGGUAAGCAGUCGGCGCUGUCCCGAAAUACUAGAGUCAUUAGAGGCAUUGCAUCAACUUUUUGAGGGUUAAACAUUUAUAGACUGAAAAGGAGAGAAUUGACCUUCGAUAAUCUCACUUACACGGUGAAACACAACACAAGUGUUGUGUCACGCCGCUUUUCUUUGAGGUUGUGGUAUCAUCACUUCGUGUCGUCGGCCGAGCGCGA
Molecule: messenger RNA, 7793 nt
Organism: Spodoptera littoralis (African cotton leafworm)
Lineage: Eukaryota; Metazoa; Arthropoda; Insecta; Lepidoptera; Noctuidae
Source: the annotation of a GenBank genome assembly